Brassica oleracea var. oleracea is the source of this 1450-nucleotide messenger RNA. Its product is annotated as dof zinc finger protein DOF2.4-like. Gene Ontology annotation, biological process: regulation of DNA-templated transcription. The coding region runs from base 188 to 1117 and encodes 309 amino acids. The record is from RefSeq and is a predicted model, not a curated record. NCBI's taxonomy places the organism in Eukaryota, Viridiplantae, Streptophyta, Magnoliopsida, Brassicales, Brassicaceae. The transcript is spliced from 2 exons. Gene Ontology annotation, molecular function: DNA binding; DNA-binding transcription factor activity.
UCUUCACCCUCACACUCAAUCUUCUCCUCUAUCCCUUCAUUCUCUUUGUUUUUUUUUCUUCUCUUUGCUGUGAUCUCUCUACUAGAUCUAGUUCUAAUAUCACCUACCAAGAAAAAGAGAAAAGAAAAAAAGAAUCUAGCUUUACUUUUAAGAAUUUUGAAGAAAAAAAUCAAAAGAGAGUAUAACCAUGAUUUUUUCCUCCAUCCAAGCAUAUCUUGAUUCAUCCAACUGGCAACAAGCUCCUCCGAGUAAUUAUAAUCAGGGCGGCGAAGGAGCCUCAGCAACCGGCGGUCAUGGUCUUGGUCCUCAGCUGCAGCCACAAUCUCAGCCGCAGCCUAACGGUAGCGGAAGCAGUGGCUCGAUCCGCCCAGGAUCGAUGGUGGAUAGAGCAAGACACGCAAACGUAGCCAUACCCGAAGCCGCACUGAAAUGUCCAAGAUGCGAAUCAACCAACACCAAGUUCUGCUACUUCAACAACUACAGCCUCACUCAGCCACGUCACUUCUGCAAAACCUGCCGGAGAUACUGGACACGUGGCGGUGCCCUCCGCAACGUCCCCGUAGGUGGUGGCUGUAGGAGAAACAGGCGUACAAAAAGCAGCAACAACAAUAACAACAGUACCGCCACUAGCAACAACACAAGCUUCUCCUCCGCGGCCUCCGGGAAUGCAUCAACCAUCAGCGCUAUUCUCUCCUCUAACUAUGGAGGAAACCAAGAGAGUUUCUUGAGCCAGAUUUUGUCUCCGGUGAGGCUAAUGAAUACUACUUAUACUACAGAUAACAACAUGAGCUUGUUGAACUGUGGAGGAUUGAACCAAGACUUGAGGUCAAUCCAAAUGGGAAACUCUGGUGGCUCGCUUAUGAGCUGUGUUGAUGAGUGGAGAUCGACGUCUCAUCAUCAGCAGCCGCAGAGUUUGGGAGGUGGAAACUGUGAGGCUUCUUCUAAUACUAAUCCAUCUUCAAAUGGCUUUUACCCUUUUGAAUCACCGAGGAUAACUUCUGCUUUAGCGUCGCAGUUUUCUUCGGUUAAAGUUGAAGAUAAUCCUUACAAAUGGGUUAAUGUCAAUGGUAAUUGCUCUUCCUGGACUGAUCUUUCUACUUUCGGCUCUUCUCGUUGAGUUCAACAAAAAGAAAAACAAAAACAAAAAAUGGGUACUUAUUGAUGAAAAACCCUAGUUACAACUUAUUAGAUGAACUUUGUCUUGUUUUACGUUUUUGUUUAGUUUAUGUUGUUUGUGACUUCCCUCUUUGUCGACCUAUGGUUCUACGUACGUAUCUUAAGUUGUUGGGUGUGUCUGAGACUGUUCCUUUGUUCUUUUUGUCAACACUGUUAAUUUGUUAUCUUUGAGUUUGAUACAUCUGGUCUUAGUUUCUUAAAUGGAUCUAUAUCUGUCAAAUAAUUAAAAUCAUGAUAUGUUGAAUGAGUUAACUUUAUUUCUCACCAGGUUUUU